AACUGAUUUCUCUUAAAGUUGAUGCUGCAUCGAGAAUGAACAGAGGGUUCCUUGGUAUAAAUUUACAAUAUUUUUUUGAUGGUCAUAUUAAACUAAGAACUAUUGGUUUAUUAGAACUCACUGAAGCCCACACUGGAAUUUAUUUAAAAGAUGUGAUACUUGAAACAUUAAGCAAAUAUGGAGUACACCCAAAGCAAUAUAUACCAUCACAUCGGACAAUGGUGCUAAUAUGAUAAAAGCUGUAGAUUUAGUUGAAAAAGAAGCAUUUAUUGAGUUAGAAAAUGAGCCAGAGUCCAUGCUGUCUAGUUCAAAAGAAAAAACAAAUUCUAAUCAAGCAGAUGAUACUUUUGACAGUGAUAAUGAUAGUGAUUAUGAAAAUACAGACUUAGGUAAAAUAAAUAAUGAUGAUAUCAAUGAUUUACUUGAUAUAGUUGAUAACAAUGAAUAUGAUGACCUGGUCGAAACAGAUUCGGAACAACAAAAUGAGUACUGUGAAGCUAUUCUUCUUAAUAUUGAGUCUCAAUGUGUUGGAGAUAUUUCAAUUUUUACUGGUAUGAGAUGUGUUUCACAUACAUUACAACUGGCAGUCAUUGAUUGUUUAAAAGAAGCCAGUGUCAAUGCAGUUUUGAACAAAGUCAGAGCCCUUGUAAAAAAACUACGGAAUCAAACUUACAUGUAUUUAAUUAAAAAAGAAAAACUUAAGACUCCAAUUCUUGAUUGCUUAACAAGAUGGCAUUCAACCUGUGAUAUGUUGGAAAGAGUACAGGAUUUAAAAGUGUUCAUCAAAAACAUGUCUGCAAAUGAUAAAAAGCUAAAAUCAUUUUGUCUAAAUUCCAAUGAAUGGCAGCAUGUCGAAACAAUUUUUAAAGCUUUAUUACCAGCCAAAAUAUGCACAAAGAAUCUACAAAGUGAACAGCUUACUCUUACAGACUUUUAUGGAGAGUGGAUUGCAUGCAAAUUCAAAACGGAAGCACAAAAUUCAUCGUUUGCUCAAAAAUUAUUGCAGUUUAUGAUUUCCAGAGAAAAGUUCAUACUCAAUAAUAAAGUUUUUGUUUCUGCUAUCUUCUUGGACCCGCGAUACAAAAUAACAUUAAACGAAGAACAGUGUUUAAUUUCCAUAGAACAUUUAAUAAAAGUUUGGAUUCAGUUAAACAAAUUGCAGAGUGAUGAUAAUGAUAAUUAUGAUAUAGACUUAAAUAAUCAAACUUCUAUAGAUGAACAUUUUGAUAACUCUGAUUCGGACUCAACAGAUGAAGUAGAGCAGUUCUUGAAGUCCAAGUCUACCGAGAUAGAAACAUUAGAAACAUUAGAAAUAAAUUCUUCACAAACAUCUGUCAUAUUCACACAAAUUGAAACUAUACUGAAGAAUUAUAAUAUUCAUCAAAAACGAAUAAAUUAUAAAACUGAUAUACUCAAAUUUUGGAAAAGUAUGGAAUAUACUCAUCCGGAAUUGUAUCAAUUAGCUAGUGUUGUAUUUUGUGUGCCUGCGACUCAAGUCAGUGUUGAAAGACUUUUCUCAGGUUUAAAAUUUGUGCUGUCUCCAUAUAGAACUAAUAUUAGCUCCAAACAUUUGGAAGACCAGUUACUGAUACGUACUAACAAACUUUUUGAAAAAAAAGAAAAACGACUACAGAUAUCUGAAUUGGAAACAAACACAUCAAUCAAACGUAAAAAAAAAUAGAUUAUAAUAUAUUGUAAUAUUAUUAUCAUUAUUAUUAUUAUUUUUUAUUUUUGUAUGUUUCUUAAUAUAUUACAAUAAGUAUAUUGUCUAUUAAGUAUUAAGUUUUUUUCUAGCAAAACACUUUUCUGGUCUGUACAAACCACAAAAUAUAAAUGUUACAAAUUACAAUAUAUUUUAUACUAUAUAGUAUAUACCCACCUACCUACAAUGGCUAUAACAAAAUAUAACAAUAGCCAGUGUCAA
This is a messenger RNA of Aphis gossypii (cotton aphid), 1924 nucleotides long. RefSeq names its product zinc finger BED domain-containing protein 4-like. Gene Ontology annotation, molecular function: protein dimerization activity. The record is from RefSeq and is a predicted model, not a curated record. The transcript is spliced from 5 exons. NCBI's taxonomy places the organism in Eukaryota, Metazoa, Arthropoda, Insecta, Hemiptera, Aphididae. Bases 230 to 1681 code for a protein of 483 amino acids.